Anthonomus grandis grandis is the source of this 1775-nucleotide messenger RNA. RefSeq names its product damage-control phosphatase ARMT1-like. Gene Ontology annotation, biological process: DNA damage response. Gene Ontology annotation, cellular component: cytoplasm; nucleus. The record is from RefSeq and is a predicted model, not a curated record. The transcript has 8 exons. The coding region runs from base 209 to 1600 and encodes 463 amino acids. Lineage: Eukaryota; Metazoa; Arthropoda; Insecta; Coleoptera; Curculionidae. Gene Ontology annotation, molecular function: phosphatase activity.
UCCUAUCAAGGAAGUAUUCAUCUAUGGAUUUAAAUUGAAAGAAUAUCUGCAGCAGAAUAUCUGCUGGAAAGAGAUAAAAUAUCUGCUGAUUUUCAAAGUCAAAUAAAUCAAGCAAAAAAAAAAUCUGAACUUGAAUAAAAUCUACUUUAUAGCUACGACCUUGGAUAUCCUUCAAAUAGUAUGUAAUACAGUUUCAUUGCAUGUUCAUAUGCCUUAUUUAUCGCCUUCUAUACUGUUUAAUAUUUUUUAUUUCAUAAUUUUUAAUCCCACAAUGUGUGAAUGUACAGAUAUGAGUUUGGAUCUUAAGACGCCCAGGAAUGUGCCUUUAACAGCGUUUUAUAAAAGAAGUUUUGCAUAUCACACUGUAAAAAAUCGAAUGCCGGUCAUUUUAACACAGGUUAUUGAUAGUUUAGUAAGAAAUAAAGAAGGUAUUUCUAAUGAAUUUGGGGAGGGUAGUGCUGAUGACCUGAAACAAGCUAUUGGAGAACUGUCAAAGCUCAAAUAUGAGAUUCAAACAAAUAAACCUUUAACUCCACUAGAUGAAGCUUCUGAAGAAAAUCGAUUAUAUAAUAGUCACAUAACAAAGCAAGCAUCAGAAGAUGGUGAAACUACUCAUUUUAAUACCAUAUGGCUUUUAACUGAAUGUUAUAUGUAUGCGAGAAUUAAAGAUAUAUUUAGACACACGACCAGGCUGAAAGAUUUUGAUUAUUUUCAAUCAUCAAAGUUUGAAGCUUAUCAUAAAUCAAGAGAUCUUAUGGUUCAUUUAAGUGAAUUUAUUAUCAACAUUAAUAAUAAAGUGGAAACCUGUGAUAAAAGAGAAAAAAUUCUAAAAAUGUUGAAGCUUAAUCUUUGGGGCAAUAAAUGUGAUCUCUCCAUUAGCCUAGGAAAAGUGGAUGGACCCGGAAAGCUUCAUGAUACCAAAGAAUUAGAACAAUUUGUAUUAGUGGAUGAUUCUGAAAAUAUUUAUCAAGCUUUAGCCAAUAGUUCCAUUACUGGACAAGAAGAAAUAGAUGUAGUACUAGACAACUCAGGAUAUGAAGUUUUUACUGAUCUCUGUAUGAUGGAUUUGGUAACUUCAUUUUCGAUGGCCAAAAAAGUAAAUUUCCAUGUAAAACAAAUCCCCUGGUUUAUAUCAGACGUUACGGAGUAUGACUUCAAUUGGACUCUCAAUCAGUUGAGCCAAAGUGACAACUCUAACAUGAGAAAACUUGGCUUAAAGUGGAAAGAGCUGGUACAAAACGAAACAUGGAAAAUUGUAGUUCACCCAUUUUGGACAUUACCAUUUGAUUUUAGCUAUAUGAAACAAUAUGCACCUGAUUUAUACAAUAAGUUAGAAAUGUCUAAGUUGAUAAUAUUCAAAGGAGACCUCAACUACAGAAAACUUUUUGGUGACAAAAAUUGGGAUCCAAUUACACCUCCUGAAGAAGCACUACAAGGGUUUCUGCCCUCUCGACUCUGCACCCUAAGGACAAUUAAGGCAGACAUAGUGGUUGGGUUGAAACCAGGUGUUGCAGAGCAAUGCGAAAAAAAAGAUGUUAAAUGGAUGGAAAACGGAGACUAUGGAUUGAUACAGUUUGUUAACAAACCAACCAAAAGUUGAUAAAAUACUCUUGUUGAUUUUUAUGAAUCUUUUCGCUCAUUUCUUUCUGUUUUUAUUUAACAUAUAAGGGCAAAUGUAAUAGCCAGUUAUACGCAUUUCCUAUGUGUUAAUUUUCGUAAUUAUUUUCUUUGUUUUGUUUCGUUGGAUUUUCCUUUUAAUAAAAUUGUAAAUAUAG